UGAAACAAAUUCCUAAACCUUAAGCAGACCUAAAUAAGUCUUUAGGUUCAUUGUUUUCAUGUUGUUUUCAGAAUGUUUAGAGAAGCAGGAUUAUUUCUCUGAGCCUCAAGAAGUUGAGCAUGUUGCCUGGUUGGACGAUUUCCACACAAAUCCACAGAGGCACACAUUAUUCGUCGACGGUGGAUACAAUCCAGUUUUAAAGAACCCUUUUCCCCCCACAUGAGAAAUACCAGAAAACACAAGGUCUGUAAGCACAGCCCUGCUUGUUCUUGCUGGUGAGAAACUCCUCCCUGGAUCACAUGUAAGAAGGAGGGAAAGGUUCAGGAUGGACCAUCCUAUCAAGAUAGUGAUUAUUUUAUUUAAUCAGGACAACUUGGGCUAUCUCUGAAUGGACGUGGGCACCUCCUGCAGAUAAAGUGGUUGAGCACUCAGCUCCACAAUGGCUGAUUGGGACUAUGACUAUCUGAUCAAGCUGCUGGCUCUGGGGGAUUCAGGGGUGGGAAAGACCACCUUCCUCUACAGGUACACUGACAACAAGUUCAACCGCAAGUUCACAACCACGGUGGGCAUUGACUUCAGGGAAAAGAGAGUGAUGUACACAGGGACAGGUGUUGAUGGGACGACUGAGAAGAACUUCAAAGUCCACCUUCAGCUUUGGGACACAGCAGGACAAGAGAGGUUUCGCAGCCUCACUACAGCUUUCUUCAGAGAUGCCAUGGGCUUCCUGCUGAUGUUCGACUUGACCAAUCAGCAAAGUUUCCUCAACGUCAGGAACUGGAUGAGUCAGCUACAGGCCAACGCGUACUGUGAUAGUCCAGACAUUGUGUUGGUGGGCACCAAGGCAGACCUCCGGGAUGUGAGGGAUGUUCACGCCAGACAGGCGAGGGAUCUGGCAGACAGAUACGGGAUUCCUUACUUUGAGACAAGCGCAGUGACGGGUGUGGAAGUGGACCGGGCUGUCACUACCCUGCUGGACCUGGUGAUGAAGAGGAUGGAGCAGAGCAGUUUUGGGGGCCAGAGCUCUGAACCCAACGGCAGCCCAGCCCCUAGCCAUGAAAUCGAGGAGGCGCCCCCGCGGAGGAGGUGUGCCUGCUAAUACAUCAUCAGAGACCUGAAUUAAUUAUGCGUUUUCAAAGUUCUUCUGUGCUCUGGAGCUUGACAGGUGCACCUGAAGAUUGUAAAAUAAACUAUAUAUGAUCCAUAUAUGAAAAAAGUAAUACUUUAGUUAUGUGACCUAGCUCAUGUUGAUGUUUACCAUCUGUAAUGUUAUUUAUUCAAAGCCUGUAUAUCAUUAAGUAAGAAAAAAAGAGGGAGAGAAAGACUACAAAACUUUGAAGAUUGUACAUAAUCAUUGAAUACAGGUAUUGUUGAAAAAACGGGGACGUUUUAAAGGUUGUUUUUCAGCAAAAAAAAGACAAAAUUAUCUUCAAAUGGGUCAAUUCAGAGAAAAAUACUGUUUUUAUUUGACACAUUAGGCAUUGAUGGAAGGAAUAUGCAGGCACAUAACAUAUAUUUAUCAUAAAGUAUAAUCAAAAAACAUUUAAG
Messenger RNA from Notolabrus celidotus (New Zealand spotty), 1545 nucleotides. Its product is annotated as ras-related protein Rab-27B-like. Gene Ontology annotation, molecular function: GTP binding; GTPase activity. Gene Ontology annotation, cellular component: secretory granule; melanosome. Gene Ontology annotation, biological process: positive regulation of exocytosis; melanosome transport. Lineage: Eukaryota; Metazoa; Chordata; Actinopteri; Labriformes; Labridae. The coding region runs from base 440 to 1096 and encodes 218 amino acids. The transcript has 6 exons. The record is from RefSeq and is a predicted model, not a curated record.